Molecule: messenger RNA, 5238 nt
Organism: Closterium sp. Naga37s-1
Lineage: Eukaryota; Viridiplantae; Streptophyta; Zygnematophyceae; Desmidiales; Closteriaceae
Source: the annotation of a GenBank genome assembly
AUGACCCCGCCCUUAGCGCGGCGCGGACCGCAUCAAGACAAGAAGUCCCCAUCCGAAUCGCCCCGAGUCGGAGCUAUCGCUGCGCAGCGCGCAGGUGAUCCAUUUGCGGCUCUCGCUGCGGCGGUGGAGCUGGCGACCGGACUCCGCGUCGCCCACCCGAUCACUUCGUCGCCGCAGCGCAUUCACACGGCUUUGUUUCAAAGCACUGGAGGCAGAGAAUGCGGGGAGGGGCGAAUUGGAGCCGCGCCGCGCUCAGCGGGGAUGCUGGGUAUCGAUAUCAUCCCGCCAGGCGCGGCCGCGCUUGACACAGUUGCUGCGCCCGAUCAGGUGCCGCCGGGAGGUACUGCUUCUGGGAGAGGCGGCGGCGGAACGGCCGCAGCUUGGUCGCCGAAUGCGCCGCGUCGCGCGAAAGGGAACUUAGAAUUGUUGGCCGAUCGGGCGUCGCGGGACCGCCUGAAGUCGGAGGCACGCGGCGCUGCGACGGCGACGGCGGUGGAAAGAGCCGCUUCGGAAGCUGCACCGCGGCCCGCGGCGGGAACAUCAGAAGCGGCAGCAGCAGCAGCAGAAAGGAGAAAAUCUUAUCGAUCUGCAGAUGGGGCGAGCCGCCCCCUCGCGACUCCUGCUGGUGCUGCUGAGUUCGCGGGGCUUGUUGCAACGGCUGCUCUCCCGUGGAAAGAAGGGGGUGUGCAAGUGUACUUGCAUGUGCCGACGAGGCACAGCGGGCCCAGUGAUCGCUCUCUCGUGCUCUGUGAUACGACCUGCCCCAGUAACAGCCGUUUCAGCACUGACGACCACCAGGUUGGAAACUCCGAACCCCGUGGUGCAAGCACCGGUGGUGACGCGAGGCGAGACGAGGGGCGGGAGGAAACGAGAGCCUGGCGUAGGGAGGGAGCAGGGCGGCAGGAGGGAGCCGGAGGAGGCAGUGGGGGAAGGGAAGGAUCGGGAAUCGGCGUGUGGGGUGCGGGUGCUGCUGCUGGUGGUAGUGGGAGAGCGGGGGUGGGGAGAGGGGAGGAGGGAGAGGGGAUGAGAGGUGGAGGGCGCUUAUGGUGGCAAGGACAAAGGUGUGGAGGCCAGGAGUCUGGUGCUGGGAAGGAGGAGGAGGAGGCGGAAGAGGAGGCGGAAGGGGGGGAGGUAAAGGAGGAGGAGGAAGAGGAGGCGACUGGUAGGGAGGCAGAGGCAACAUGCGAGGAGAAAGGAGGAGGAGGGGGAGCGAAGGGCAGCGGUGGCAGAGCGAGCUUGUGGGGCGACAGUCCCAAGGGUGCUGCACUCGAAACAGCUUUGCAGGCUCUUACUGCGCGUGCCGCUCCUGCUCCUGCUGCCUCUGCUGAAACUGGCGCUGGUGGGGACGAUGGCUUGCAUAUGCCUGCUGCUGCUGGCACUGCAGGAGGCGGACUGGAGGAAUGCUUGCGUUGGUGGAUGGGUGGGGGUGGCAUGAGGAGGGGGGUUGCAUCAGCAGUGGGUGACAUCAACACACGUAUGGCCAUGGCUCCCACCACUGCCACGCCUGCUGUGGAUGCUGCUGCUGCUUCUGCUGCUUCUGCUGAUGCUGCUGAUGCUGCUGCGGGUACGAGAAGUGUUCCCAUGGGGGUGUUGACAUGGCCUGGCGGCGGGGAGGCAAGGGGGCAGAAGCGCAGGGCGGACAGUGAUGCAUGGGGGGAGGGGCGUGUGAGGGAUGCGCGUGCGUGGGUGCAGGGACGGAUGGAUAGCCACACGCUGUCUGGCUCUCUGGGAGACUUGGAAUCAGUCGUGGCAGCGACAACAACACACCACCUUGCCACCCCUGCUGCCGCCACUGCCCCCACUGCUGCCACUGUCGUUGCCGCGACCGCGACUGAUUUUAUCGGUGCUGCUGCUGCUGCUCCUGCUGCUGCUGCUGCUGCUGCUUCUGCUCCUGCUGCUGCUGCUGCUGCUUCUGCUUCUGCUCCUGCUGCUGCUGCUGCUGCUGCUGCUGCUGCUUCUGCUCCUGCUGCUGCUGCUGCUCUGAAUGCGUCGGCAGCAGGAGCAUCGGCUCCCUCUGCGCCCCUUCCCUCGGACUGGCUCAGGCUGUGGUCCGUUGGAUCGCAUCGAUCGUACGGAGCACAGGCGUUUGCUGUCACGGAGGAGCAAGGGCGAGUGGGAGCGCAUGAAGAGAUCGAGGCAGCGGGAGUAAGAGGAGGUAUGGAUCGAGGCGUGGAAGAUAUAGCGUGGGAUGACAAUGCAUUUGCAGGAAGGCUUGAGGCCACUGGAGGUUUUGCUGCUGCUGCCGCUACUGCUGCCGCUGCCGCCACAGCUGCUGCUGCUGCUACUGCUGCUGGUGGUGCUGCUGCUGGUGGUGGUGCAUCUGCUGCUACUGCGUCUGCACCUCCUGCGCCUCCUGCUCCUCCUGCUUCUAGUGGGGCAGAUUCUGGCCCUCAGGAACCCUCCCAGACACCCUAUUUCCCCCUCACCGCCUUCCCCCCUGCUCUAUUUCCUCUGCCACAGUCCUCCCCAGCACAGGUCACCGCCACAAGCAGCACUCUCAAUCGAUCCUCUCUUGCUGCUGCCCCCACUCUCCCCUCCCCUCUCCACCGGUCCUCGGCCCCACUCCCUUCCCCCCUCUCCACUCUCCCCUCCUCCUCUUCGUCACUCAAACCGCCUUCACACUCCGCGUCCCUCACCUCUCUCGCUACCCUUGCUCCCCUCACCGGCCGCCCACCGGCGUUCGUUUCCGCGCAGCAGCCCUUGCGACUGCUGGAGCACCUGCAGUUGGUACUGCAAUCAUCCCACGGCAUAGGGGCAGCGCUACGGGCUGCGCUCGCCCAGAGUGGCUCUGGCAGACAGUUCGCCAGUGGCGGGACGGCGGGGGCAGCAGGGGGGGUAGGGGGAGCGGGGGCAAGAGGGGCAGCAGGGACAGAAGCUGCAGGUGCAGCUGUCGCAGGAGGUGCGCCUGCGUGGGGUGGUGGCGCAGGGGCAAGGGGAACAUGGGCGGAGGAUCUGGGAGGAGCAAUGGGGGGAGAGGUGUGGGAACAGGCAGGGGGAGAGGCGAGGGACGAGGGCGCUGGGAUGUUGAGUGAGGGAGGAGAAGCAAGGGAGCUGCGGAGCCAGGGGCGGCUGCGCGUGCAGCAGGGGCAGCAGAAGCGCGUGGUGGUGCGCACGCAGUGUGGUGAGAACGACGUGCUGAGGGACGGGCACAAGUGGCGCAAGUACGGGCACAAGGAGAUAAAAAACUGCCCCUUCCCCAGUGAGGCGGCGGGAGUGGGGGCAGGAGGUGGAGGAGGAACGGGCUGGGUAGCAGGGUCAAAGGGAGAGGAGAGAUUCCCUUUUCAAGCAACUAGUUCCGACUAUACUGGGACUACUUCUGCUGCUCCUUCUGUGUCUGCCGUCUCUGCUGCUGCUGCUGCUGCUGCUGCUGCUGCUGCUGGUGCGGGUGGGGGGGUGACUAUCAGUGCAUCGGAGAGAGAGGGUGGGAGGGAUGGUGCGUUGCAGCGCAUGCUGCUGCUCAUGCAGGGAGGAGGCUUGGCUGCGGAGAGCAAGAGCAGCGGGGCAGGACCUGCUUCUGCUGCUGCUGCUGCUGCUGCUGGAGAGGGGACGAGGCAAGGGUUGGUGAGGCAGGGUGGGGAUGGUGUGGAGAGAAGGGACGUGGAGGGAGCAAUGCAGGACCUCGCCUCUCCAACCUCGAAUUCUCUCCUUGGUGCAUCGUCUUCUUCUUCUGCUGCUGCUGCUGCUUCUUCUGCUCGUUUUGCUGCGCCCACGGGGUGUGCACCUGGAAUGACAGCGCGGAGUGGAUGGGCGAGGCUGAUGGCCAUGGAGGCAGCCAAGCUGAGAAAGAGAAACGCUGCUGCUACUCUUGGCCCUGCUGCUGCUGCCCCUGCUGCUGCUGCUGGCCCUGCUCCUGCGCCUGCUCGUGCUGCUGCUCCUCCUCCUGCUCCUGCUCCUGCUCCUGCUGCUGCUGCUGCUGCUGCUUCUGCUGCCGCUUCUACUGCUUCUGUCGCUACUGGCACUCCUGCUGGUGCUGCUGCUGCUGCUGCUGCAGUAGCUACUGGUUCCACUGCUUCUCUUUCGGCUGCUAAUACCAUUACAGAAGGAGGAGGAGGAGGGGGAGGAGGAGGAGGAGGAGGGAGUUCCAACUCUCUGCUUGCUGUUCUUUCCACGCACAGCCUCAGCCCCAGAACAGCAGCACAGCUUCAGCUCAACACACUCUCCAGCGUUGCAGCACACACUCAGCCCCUAUCCAUGUUCCCUCCUCCCAGGCCCGUCCUCUCUCUCUCCCCAACCAAAACCCGGUCCACUACCAAAGCGGCCAGCAGCAGCAGCACUGAUGCACACGCAAUGAGCACAGGCGUGGGAAUGGGCAUGGGCGUGGUCAUGGAUCGAGUCGCUCCAGACUGGAAAGCGGCAGCAGCAGCUGCUGUUGCCACGGCUGAGGGGUCUGAGCCUGCUGCCAGCCCCACAAGCAUCGCCAUACCCCUGACCAGUCACGCUCCUGCUGCCUUCAACCCAGCUCUGCUCACCCGUUCCUCCUCACAUUCCCUGCCUUUCCAUCCACUGACAUCAUCUGCUGCUGCUGCUGCUGCUGCUGCUGCUGCUGCUGCUGCUGUGGCGGCGGCUGCUGCUGCACCUUCAACAUCAGCAGCUGCUACCAUGACAGCUGUAUCAGCUUUUGGUAGGAGCACUGCCGGAGCUCUUGCUGCUGCUGGUGGCGAGGCCUUCGCGUUUUCACAGUUGGCUGACAUGGCUCCACCUCAUGCCCCCCCUGCUCCUCUACCCAACCAUGGCUCUGGUAGUGCUCGUGUGCUUUCUUCUUCUGCUGUCCCCUCGUUCAAUGCUCCACAAACUGGAGGCACAGCAGCGUCAGCCGCAUUGGCAUUCAGUGCAACCACCAGAACCACCACACUGACCCGCUUGGCUCCCCCGUUUGUGUCGUUCUCCCUUCCACCGUCACCUCUCGAGGCAAGGGAGAGUCAAAAGCCUAAUUCAGUGGGCGCUGUCAACUCCAAGUCGUACCUGCGGUUCGGGUUCUUGUCGGCGCGGAUCAAGGUGCCGCCCGUGUACUCGGGGAGCGUCAUCACCACGCUCUAUCUCGCGAGCAAGCUGCCUGGGCGGCACGACGAGAUAGACUUUGAGCUGAUAGGCAGUGAGAGCCCGAGCGGCAUCCGCAUCCACACCAACUACUACGCCAACGGCAAGGGCGGGCACGAGGAGCAGAUGCAGCCGUGGUUCGACCCCACCAGUGAAUUCCACACGUACAGCGUGCGCUGGUCACCCGAGGCUAUUGUGUGA